Messenger RNA from Diceros bicornis minor, 5230 nucleotides. RefSeq names its product scleraxis bHLH transcription factor (gene SCX). Lineage: Eukaryota; Metazoa; Chordata; Mammalia; Perissodactyla; Rhinocerotidae. Gene Ontology annotation, biological process: regulation of transcription by RNA polymerase II; developmental process. Bases 166 to 768 code for a protein of 200 amino acids. The transcript is spliced from 2 exons. The record is from RefSeq and is a predicted model, not a curated record. Gene Ontology annotation, molecular function: protein dimerization activity; RNA polymerase II transcription regulatory region sequence-specific DNA binding; DNA-binding transcription factor activity, RNA polymerase II-specific.
GCGCGCGGCGCCGCAGCUGCCACCGCGGGCGCCCAAAGACCCGCGCUCUCCAGCCCGGCCCGGCCCGGCGCCCGCCUGCCCGCGAGGCCCGCCCGCGAGGCCUGGCGGCGGCAUGCGCUGCGCAAGGCGAAGCUGACGGCGCGCCCGCCGGCCACGUCCCUCACCAUGCUGCGCUCGGCGCCACCCGGCCGCUACCUGUACCCUGAGGUGAGCCCGCUGUCGGAGGACGAGGACCGCGGCAGCGAGAGCUCGGGCUCCGACGAGAAGCCCUGCCGCGUGCACGCCGCGCGCUGCGGCCUCCAGGGCGCCCGGAGACGGGCCGGGGGCCGGCGGGCGGGGGGCGGCGGCCCAGGGCCCGCGGGGCGGCCCGGCCGCGAGCCCCGGCAGCGGCACACGGCGAACGCGCGCGAGCGGGACCGCACCAACAGCGUGAACACGGCCUUCACGGCGCUGCGCACGCUCAUCCCCACCGAGCCGGCCGACCGCAAGCUCUCCAAGAUCGAGACGCUGCGCCUGGCCUCCAGCUACAUCUCGCACCUGGGCAACGUGCUGCUGGUGGGCGAGGCCUGCGGCGACGGGCAGCCGUGCCACUCGGGGCCCGCCUUCUUCCAUGCGGCCCGCGCGGGCAGCCCCCCGCCGCUGCCGCCCCCGCCGACCCCCGCCCGCGACGGCGAGAACGCCCAGCCCAAACAGAUCUGCACCUUCUGCCUCAGCAACCAGAGAAAGUUGAGCAAGGACCGCGACAGAAAGACGGCGAUUCGAAGUUAGAGGCAGAUGCCGCUGGGCGAUCCACGGAGAGGCCCCCAUGGACCUGACUCAGGCACAGGCCUCCCGUGAGGGUGCCCACCAGGCCAGCCCCGCCUCCGGCUAAAAGUGGGGCCGAUGGACAGGCAGGCGGUGGCAGGACUCUGAGCUGGCCCCAGCACUUGCCCAGGCCCACUGGAACUUUCUGUGCUGGAUUCCUACCUGGGUUUUCUCCUGGUCACUAAGUGCUGGCAUCUUGUGUCUUCGAUAUGAUAAUAUAAAGUCUGGAAAUUUUGUAUAAUUAAAACCAAAACAAUUAUCUUCCAAACGUGAAAGCACACUGUCCUCUGGAACGGUUCAGAAUCUACCCUGAGCCCGCACCCCCACCCCUCAGGCUGUCUCUUCACAUCCUGUCCUCCCUGGGCUGGAGGCCCCCCAGUUCUUGGGGAUGGCUCCCACCUUCCAGGGCUCAGGGCCAUCCCUCCCAGGCCCGAGGCAAAGCAAGGUGUCUCCCGCCAGGGCCAGUGGCCUGGGGACUGAAGGAGGCCGGCCAGCGGAGCAGAGGGUGAGGAAAGGAGAGAGCAAGUCCCCGCCACAUGGUGAGAGACCCAGCGGGCCGCAGCCGGCCCUGGAGCGGAGGAGCAGUCUUGCCCGGCACCCAGGCGCACCUGAAGGGGUGAGGAGGGCAGAGCUCACAGCACACACCAUGCAGGGCCCCGGACUCGGCACCUCAGCCUUUACUCACAGAGCCCCCAAAAGUGGACAUACGGGGGAGGCUGAGUCAGGGGCCGUGCCUGGCAGAGUGGGUUCCCAGGCCUGAGGGCAUGGGCCAGGUGGCAGCCGCCUGCAUGCACCCCUCAGUGCCCAGCCCUGCCAGGGUUGCCCUGGCUCCCCACGCACAAGCUGUCAGAGGAGACAGGCCACAUACCUCUGCCCCCAGCGCUGCACAUGGCCCCUUGCAGCACUGCCCACACCGGGAGGAUGCUGGCUGCCUACCACUGUGCCCCACCCGACUCUUCCAAAGGCCCUAGCAACCCCUGAAGAGGGUGAUUCAGGCCCCCUCCCCGAGCUGUGCGCAGCUGGCUGACCGUUAAAAUCCUGCAGGUGACAAUUAUAGUUUAGUGGUAUGAGCUCCACGGGCACGGCAGAGAAGAAAGGUGGAGCACCCCUGUGUGGGCCACCUCCCCCCAACCCAGGGGCCGGCAGGCAGCCUGACUUCCCGCCAGCGCCAGCCGGGUGGGGAAUGGCUGAGAGCACCAGGUGCCAGCCCUGAGCCCUCAGCCCUCAUUGCAGGCUCAGGGCUGCAAUGACGCGCCCUCCUGCCCCCAGGGGGACAGCCAGGUGCUGAGGCCCACGUGGGCACCCCAACAGGGCAGGGCCAGAGCUGUCCCCCUGCUCUGCAUGGAUGGGCUCCAGGGACCAUGAAGCAGGAAGCGGUGGUGUAAUUUUGGAGGAAAUUCUCAAAGCCAGAGCCAUUAAGGGCUGGAGGGAGCUGUGUCCAAUCUGAUAGAAACAUAACAGGAUAAAAAGUCACAACAGCAGGUUCCAUUCUGAGAGAAACCCAACACCAAAUUUCCUCACCUUAAUCCUACAAGAGCCUACAGCUGGCCAGAGGGAGGGGAGAAGAGGGCAAGCUCGGUCACUGCAGAAACCCCCAACCCGCCGCCUGCCUGGUGACCCAGGACCCAGGCAGGGUACCUGGGGGUCCAGCUGGGGGCAGAGAAGGGCACCCCACCCCUCCUGGGCACCCCAAUGCUACGAGAACACGACCUGGGGGAGGUGUCCGGGCAGGCAGGUGCCCCCAGGGGUCUCCAGGCCUGCUGCCCCAGCUCCACUGGGCUCCAUGCAGUUCUGUGGGGAGAGUCCGCGGCCCACCUGGCCCUCACCCACUGGCCUCACAUUUCCAGGCUUGGUUCUGGGUUGGAGGUGCCCCCCAAGAUGAUGGGUAGCAGUCACAGGGUGACCUGGCCAGUGUUGGGGGCAGACGGAGGAACCGCACCUCGUAAGGCCUGAGAGAAGAGAGUGCAGAGGGAGGGACACCCUCAGAGCUCGAGGACAGACAGGGCGAGAGGAGGGACACGGGCACUGAUCGGGGACCCCUGUCUGGAGCCCACACAGGAGAGGAGAGGGGUCGAGGGUGCUGGGAAGUCAAUGGGAGACGACAGGCCACUGGGACAGUCCCCAGGGGCCCGGCUGGUCAGGGCGCAGUGCACGCGGGCCAAGCCCUCCGCUGCUGGGCCUGUGACUCCAACAGCGGCUGCAGCUUGGCCAGCCUGAGGCCUGGGCAGCAGGCCCGGUCGCUCCCUGAGCUGCACCGGUAGCAGCAGCGGCCGAGGGCCUGGCCCGCCAGCCAGCAGGAGAGGAAGGGGAGGGGAGGAGGAGGAGCACACCGUCACCCUCCACCGCUACAGAAAUUCAAACCAGACCGGGGGUGGUGGGCCUGCCUGAGCCCCGAGGCCCCACACGAGUCCACUCAGCUACUCCCAGCCUCCGGGCCGGGAUGGCAGGUGCUCCCCACCCACCGCAGCCCCUGCUUCCUUCCCUGAAUGCUCGUCUCACCCUCCACCAGCCCUAGGGACAAAGACCCAGGGCUCCCUGCGAGUGUACCCCCGAGAGGCAGCUAGAAGGAGGGGCCGGCACGCACCCUGGGCCAGCGGCUGCCUCUGCGCGCCAAGCUGGGCUGGAAACACUCCGAUCGGCCUCAGCUGUCAGCUCCCUGUCCCCGGUCUGGGGAAUGAGCUGCUGGCGGCACCACAUGAUUCAUCACCAGGCCGCCUGCGCCCGCAGGCCAGCCGGCCCCCACCCUGCGCAGCACCUGCGGGCUGCCAGGAAGCACAUGUGACCCCUCAGGGGCGAGCGCCCGCAGACCCCUCCAGGUCAGGCACCGUGCUUGGGGCUGGGAGCCCAGGCCAGGCACAGACAGCUCCCAGCCAUGCUCUCCUGGGGGGCUACUUUGCCCUAAGGACAAGCCUGUGGGAUGAGGCCGGCAGGGGUCCCCCACCCCCCAGACUGCACCCGACACAGGCAGCAACUGGCUGAUGUGUCGGCUGGGACUUUUCCGCUCUCGAUGAGCCCCCUCCGCUCCCCUCCCCCUCCCCAAAGUGGCUGCAGCUGUCAGGACCGCAGAUUGGAACUGCAGGUACGGCGCUGGCCCGCUGCCCACCUCCCUCCCGUGUCUGUCUGCGAGAGAGGAAGCCGGCCCACCUCUGGAAUCCUUCACUCUCUCCUCGUUCGCCUCUCCCACCUGUCCCCCGGGAGCGCGGGGUCAGCCGCCCUCGCUCGGUCUCUCUCUUUUCCCGGCCCCUCUCCGAUUACAAUGCCGGCAGUGUUCGCUCAGCUCCCCUGCACGAAGCUCCCGCCUGUCUCGGAGCACCACUCGGCCUUCCUGAGCCUCCGGCCCUCCUCACCCCUCCGCAGUGUUUAAUCUCUGUCGGAGUGCCCGGCGGGAGGAGGCUGGGCUGUGCGCCCCGGCUCACCUGCUGCAGCUGAACCCACAGAAGGUUCCAGCAGGAUGAGUGCUGGUUGGCAGACCAAAAGGGAGAGAGCCAGGUCCUGCUCGGCCUCUUCCUGCCCCAAAGGCCAAAGCCAGCCGAGGCGACCCCAGCAAGGGACAGGGCCAGAAGCAGAGCCCACUGGCUAUAGCCAGCUGGGCUGGGGUGGGCCAGGCAGGAAACUCAGAACCGCCUUCUCCAACCUCUUCCAUCAGACUGCCCCUUCCAUUUGCUGACUCAGGUAGCAGGGCAUCUCUGCAGAGGCCAGCCCAGACACCCCACCUCCGUCUGUCUGGCCCCCCAAGAGAGAGCUGCUGGCCAGGCCCACCGCUGAGCCAUUAGACACGUUCAGGCACAGGGCUCCUCGGAGCCCACUGCUUGGCCCCCUACCAGUAUCUCCAAGGCUGGAGGUGAGCAAGUCUGCCCCCCAUGGGGUCCACAGGGUGCCGAGAGGGCACCAAGGCUGCCCAUGCUCCCGGGUCCUCUGAUACCCCAGAGCCCCACUCACUGGCCCCUCUCCUGGCGCUGACCAGGGUGCAGUGGGCAUUCCCACGUGAGGCACCCCGACUCGCGGCUUCCUGCAGGCAGGGGCUCCCAGGAACACCUUUGGGAGUGCUGGAGGGGACACAGGUUCAGGGACCCUCGCUGAGUGGGGCAAGGGUCUGUUCUGGGCCCCGCUAUUCAAAGACAGAGCUGCUGCUUCAAGCUGGGCCUGAUCCUGGAGCUCCACACCUACCCCCAGUCCCCAACUUCACCCCCUCCAAAGGCUUGCUCUGGAGGACUCCCCCUCAGCCCCAAGCACUGCCCACACACAUCAGCCCCCGCCUGGGGCCUCUGGGAUACGUGCCCAGCCCCCACUCUGCAGCUAGCACCCCCACCCACCUCUCCUACAGAACCUGCCCUCCACACCCUGCCCUUCCAGCUCCUGGCUCCACCGGCCACACCUCCAAGCCCAGGGAAACCCCUCCUCCCUCCGGAGGCUGUCCCAGCACCCU